Molecule: messenger RNA, 1329 nt
Organism: Macrosiphum euphorbiae (potato aphid)
Lineage: Eukaryota; Metazoa; Arthropoda; Insecta; Hemiptera; Aphididae
Source: the annotation of a GenBank genome assembly
AUGGAAGGAGAGUUUGAAGAGAAUGAAAUUUCAAAAAUAGUCUAUAAGAAUUCAAGGGACCAAUUGGCAUCAUAUAACAGUGUAGAUUGGUCUAAUAGUGAAAUGUCUUUCAAUAGGCCAGUAUUUGAGAGGAAAUGGGUAGAAACCAGGAAAGUGGUCUUAGACAUACCUCAUGAGAUAAGAAAUGUACUAAUGUGCGAAAUGGUGAUGCCAGGCUCAACCCCUUAUAUAAAUAACGUACCAGAACACUAUAGAAGACAAUUCAAAGAACUGAUAAAUUGUAAAAUAGCAAAUGGGAUGAACAUAGCUGAUCAAAUAAGACAAAUAAGAAUCUCAAUGGAUAGCAGGAAGAGAAUAUUACCCUUGGUAAUAGAUUAUGGAAGGGAAAUGAAUCAGCAUUUAGUCGCUCUCCAGUCAAGAAAUUGGAUACUAAUACCAAAAACCAGCAAGGUGAUAGAAUACCAGAAGAUAAACAGAGAUUUCAAUAAAAACAUGAACCUAUUGUGUUAUAUAUUAUCUUAUUCAAAAUCAGAUUGGUCAGAAAUUGUUGACACUAUUAAAUAUGAAAACUUGGAUUUUAAGGAGUACUUAGAAAACAAUUACCACAUUGAGAGUUCACAAAUAAAGUUAGUGAAAACAAUAUUAAGCAUGGAGGUGUCCAAUGAAAUAAGCUACCCUAACAUAACAUAUUUACCCAUAGAAGGAGAAGUAAGUAUAGUAAAGAGGUCAAGGGUAAAUAGUGAAGUGUGGUUUUAUUAUAGAAUGGGUAAAGAAACAAUACAAUUCAGGUACAAAGACACAGUGAGAGGACAUUUUUGCCACAAAGACAGCAUAAUAAUGAGUAUAACUUGCAGUCUAGUCAGCUUCAUAGAAUUUAAAGAAGCUCUUUCAGAAAUAAUGGUUUUCCUAAAACUUCAUUGGCUAGACAUGACAGAAACAAAUAUGAAGAGACUCAUUAUGAAGACAAAAGAACGUGUCAUCAAUGAUUUUAAUGGACUAAUGGGUCUAACAAGAGGCCAAGAAGACAUAAUAUUGAAUGACAUAGAAAAAAUGAAUGAGGAUCCUUCUCCUAUUGAAUUUGAUACUGAAAACAAUAUAAGAGUAAAAAUAGAAAAAGACUAUGUACUAAGAGACAAAACUAUGCAUAGGUUAAAAAUAUCAGAAGAGGGUCAAGUACUAAAGAAUAUGUCUGGAAAAGUAAUUUAUGUUGUAGAGAAAUCUCAGAAACCAAAAGAGUUGUCUUUCAGUUCCAAAAUCAAAUCCUACCGACUGCGCCAGUGUUACAUGCGGCCCUUCAGGGAUCCAAAAGCUGGUGUACUUGAUAAAUAA